AUGUCCGACGACAGCGAAUUCUCUUAUCCCGACUACGCGUCGAAAUACGCUCUCCCUGAUGACCGUGAUGAGCCCCUCGCAAUCCGGCUCAUCCAAAUCCAACCGCGCAUUGGAGAUAGCCCCCCUACCGAAAACAAAAUUGUCUUGAGGAUGCGGGUGGUGAGUCUGGAUGCGUCGCAACUGGUCUCUGGUGAGAGUCCAAUCCCAACUGGAAGGCCUUCUGUGCGCUUUGACGAGGAGAUGAAUUUGGAUCGACCACAGGAGAUUUUUGGCAUUGCAAGAUGCUCAAUGCCUCGUCCGCAAGGCCAACAAACACCCGCAACGAAGCAUCGAGGAAGAAUGAGUCGGUUCAUCACCAAGUUGAAACCCAAGCCGGGCACAGCCAAGCAGGACACCACAUUAGUUCCCCUCAGUGACGUUCCGGACGGAGAACCGAAGGUGCGCAACAGGUUCACCUGGGGAAACUAUGUUGCUAUGUCUUACUCUUGGGGCAAGAAAGAGGAUUGGGAAUUCACAGAAAAGGAGAGGGAAGAGGCUGCUCGCAAGGAGGAGGAGGAAAACGAGAAAAAGCGAUUGGACCCCACAUAUAAGCCCGCUGUGACUGACGAAGACGACGACGCGGGGACUUACACGGACGGCGACGUACACGAAGUCAUUCUGGACGGCAAGCGGGUCAGAGUGCGAUACAAUCUAUGGGCUGCUUUGUUGGCGUUCCGUGAGAUGGCGCCAUUCAAAGAAGGCAUCUGGUUGUGGAACGAUGCUUUGUGUAUCAAUCAGCAAUACGAGACCGAGGCUGGACUCAAAGACCAGGCGAGGCAGCUCCCUCUCAUGUCGGUCAUAUACCGCCAAGCGGGCAACAUCAUCAUCCAUGCCGGCGGCGGAUAUCAUCACGACGAGGACACGCCAUGGGUUCUUGAAUACCUCCAAGAGAUUGGCGUCAACUAUCGCACAGAAUACUACGAAGCUCUCGAUCAUGCCGAGCCUACAAUUGCGCAUUCCCACAGAUUUCAGGCAGAAUUAGAGCUGAAGAAAGCGGCCCGCGCGUGGGUGGAAGGGGCACAAGAGGACAUGCGGAAAGCAGCGCGGCAGGGGGAUACCGAUUACGCCAUGGUUUCGCUCUACGACUUCUUCGACCGCCCGUACUGGCGGCGACUGUGGAUCAUUCAGGAACUGGCAAUGGCACACAGCAGCGCGCCCAUUCUCUGCGGAGAUAUCGUUACUCAGUGGCGCUAUGUCCGGGACGGAGCGCUGCUGCUAUCCAUGAUGGCCGAUGCGGUACGCGACUCUAUGCAGCGAGCACUGGCAGCGAGUGGCCGGUCUACGAAACGCGAACCUUCUUUCGAGCACGUCGCCGCCAUUGCCGAACUCGCCAUGUUCGGCAACCGUAAGGAGAUACCGCAUACCGAUAAGCUGUUGCUCAUGCUUCAACCCGGGGUCAUGGAUGUCCAGAGCCACUCAUCUCAUCCAAUGCUUACGGCGACGGGCGUCCGGAUGCCUCUUAUGAACAACUUCCCAGGCUCUCCCAUUCACCAAUCGCUCACCCUUGCUGCGGAUGCUCAUUGUGGCUUUGAUAAGGAUAGAGUGCUCGGACUCCUCGCACUGCCUGCCCUCGAGAAGCUUCCACUACAGAAUAACGCGGAGUUUGCCCGUCUCUCUGCGACGGAUAUUUAUCUCCAAUACGCAAAAGCUUGCAUCAAAGCCGACCAUUCACUCGAUAUAUUCUCUUUGAUCGAUGGUGGAAGCUCUGCACCCGAUGAAGGAAGGACUGUGCCGUCAUGGUGUCCACGUUUCCAUGUCAAGUCCAAAAUUGGGCGCAUCGAAGGAAAGUGGCAUGCCCAACCUUCUCGUCCAAAGUACAAACCAGGUGAUUUCGAGUCGUUCGAGUUUGAGACGAACAUGGCACCGAAGUUUGAGGGUGAUAACAUGAUCUGCCCAGGCUGGGUCAUCGACACUGUCGAUGGCCUCGGGGCCCUGAAUGAAUCGGACAUGUCUUACUUGGUCCCAGAGACUUUGCACCGUGAUGAUAGCUUCCUGUACAAGAGAAACUGGGACUUCAUCCAAGCCAACCGUGAACUCCCCAUCGCCGGCAAGCCACUCUCAUCCUACUUUACCUUCCAGCCUAUCCAGCAAUCCCAUCUCAAUAGGCUCAACGGCUCCGAUGAGCACUCGUACCACAAGAUUGCGGAAGCUCACCGGGCCAUGGAAGCGCGCACCAGGUUACGCCGGCUGAUGACAACGUCGAACCGAGCCCUUAUGGGUCUUGUGCCAGCCUCGACUCAGCAAGGAGAUGUGGUAAUCAUCUUAUACUAUCACAGCCGACCUUUGAUUGCUACAGUAGUCAUACCGGACGGUGCUCCUGAAGACACUGAUGAUAUUGUUUUCAAACUCAAAGGCGAAGCAUUCAUUCCUGGUGUCAUGAACGGGGAGCUGGCUGACUCGGGAGAACUGGAUACACUACCUUUAAACAACUUAACGUUCAAUUAG
Molecule: messenger RNA, 2484 nt
Organism: Verticillium nonalfalfae
Lineage: Eukaryota; Fungi; Ascomycota; Sordariomycetes; Glomerellales; Plectosphaerellaceae
Exons: 2
Coding region: 1-2484 (827 amino acids)
Source: RefSeq, a predicted model, not a curated record